AUGCCGACUUAUAUGGAUGAUGCACCAACCGUUGCAAGGACUGCUUUCGACUCUGUCACAUCCCCGGACGGUAUGUCUUCAACAGACAUACAUGUAAACGCCUACUUUGAAUAUUUCCACCCAGCGCUGCCUCUUGUACAUCGUUCGACAUUUUUGACAUCCUCACCACCAAAGCUUUUAGUGGACAUUAUCGUCGCUAUCGGCCUGUUGUACUCGGCUGAGACACCCGGCCUCGGACAUGCCAAAGCCGCUUGUGUAAAGAAGAGUCAGAGUCUCUGGCGUCAGGGCGUUGAUGAACUCAAUCGUCGCGCAUCUUAUGACUGGCGAGAGCUACGAAAGACAUGGAUGAUGCAGUCAUGGCUUUUGCACAUUGUCUAUGGUGCAUUUAUGGACAAUGCCUCGCAUGCAGAGAGAGUUCGGAAGAUGCUGAGAUCGCUGGUUGAUGCUGUAAGAGAUCUUGGCCUUCUCAAGCAAGUCGUCGCUACUUCGGCAAACUCCCCUGUGUGGCCGCAGAUGGAGGCAGAAAGUUCGGAAGCAGCUCAGGCUGUGGAGGCGUACGAGCAGUGGCAAAUCUACAUCAGUGAAGAGUCAUUGAAACUCUCCAUAUACACGCUGCUCCUUCUAGACCAUCACGUUUUCUCGUGCGCCAAUAUCCGACCCCUGAUCUCAACGGUCGAAUGUCUCUGGGAACUGCCUCUAGCCGAGUCGUUAUGGGAAGCGGAGACGGCCGAGGCUUGGUAUGAGCGUCGCUGCCAACAUGACUAUAAUAUGAUCUCUGGCUCGCCUCGGGCCACAACUAGCUCCUUCAAGGGCUUCCUAUCCACAGCUACGCAGUCACUCCUAUCAGAGACACAGGACGCCAGCUUGCUCGCAAUGUUGGCCCGCUCAUCAUUUGCUAUGAUGUGUGUCUUGAGCAAUCUUGACGCGCUGGUCAAGGACUUUACGCGAUGUUACUACCAGCUUCCGCCUAGCCCUGCUGACCCGUCUGCAUUUCACAUCCUAACACAAAGCCAAACGCGGCAGAUUUGUUCUGCUCUCAGCGUGCUCUCUGCCGUAGUAAAGGAGAAGGUGGGUUCAGCGACGCUUGAGGCUGAUCAGUCAGUCUGGCAUGCCUGUCAGAUUUUGACUUGGUCGCUCAAGCUGAGUCUCUGUCGACCAGACGACCUUCUAGUCGGCGGCAUCGUGGAGAACCGAGUGUUUGCUAGUCUGGUUACCGCCACGCAUCUCACCGUGGACAGCUACGUCACGUUUAAACGCACCACGCAUGCAGCCAAGCAGCGGAACGAUGAAGGCGAUGGCAUGAUCGCUGUCAUUGACGAUCUGACUGAGGCAUUAUCUGCCAUUGCUGCGCUUGAUGCAAGACUGGCAUUACGCGAAUCACCUUGGAUUACGGCAGCCAGCUAUCGACUGCUCCUGACUGUCUGGCGUACGCUGCAUGUGGCAACUGCUGACAUUUAUGAAAAGCUGAACAAAUGCAAUGGCACGCUGACGAGCCGCUCCUUUGGUUCGAGCAUCCUUAUUUUGAAUUCUAUCCUGGAAACAGUGACAGAGAGUAGCAAACAGCGAUCCCUUCAUCACAGCCCAGGGUCUGCCUCCCGUCGCUUGUGGUCAUUUGAUGCGGAUAUGCUCAACCUGACAUUGGCUCAGGGCGAGACUGAUCUAGUGAAUCUCAUUGUGCAGAUUUGCAAGAGUCGAUCUGUAUGGGUGAUUGGGCCAUCACUAGUUAAUGCAGUUCAAGAUGCCAUGGCGAACGCGGCAAGAUAG
Molecule: messenger RNA, 1764 nt
Organism: Pestalotiopsis fici W106-1
Lineage: Eukaryota; Fungi; Ascomycota; Sordariomycetes; Amphisphaeriales; Sporocadaceae
Exons: 4
Coding region: 1-1764 (587 amino acids)
Biological process (GO): DNA-templated transcription; regulation of transcription by RNA polymerase II
Cellular component (GO): chromatin
Molecular function (GO): RNA polymerase II cis-regulatory region sequence-specific DNA binding; DNA-binding transcription factor activity, RNA polymerase II-specific; zinc ion binding
Source: RefSeq, a predicted model, not a curated record